AUGGACAGCUGGAAAGUUCCGUUUGUCGGCUACGCAACCUUUUGUGUCUACAUUGUCGCAGGAAGUGCCAACAAUGACGUCGACAGCUACAUUUACGGCAUGAGCUACUCCCCAUACCAAAUCCUAGCCUACCAUGGAGAAACCAAUACCAGCGUUCCAGUACAAACAGCGGGAAAGGUCGACGGCAACAAGAACUUCAUCGUCAUCACCAGAGAUAAGGAAUCUGUUUAUAGUCGAAAGUCUGAAUUCGGAGUAGUCAACGAACACAGCAUCUACCCUGGAUCCUUGCUGCUGGCCAACCAGAGAUUCAUCGACAACAACCCAGAUGUCUUGGCAGUUGCCCGUGCUCCCUUGACUUACGUCAUAGAUCUGCCAGGGAUGACCACAGACGGCCACUUCUCCAUUGACCCAACCUUCGCCAACUACCAAUUCUCAAAGGAGAAAGCCUUAAAGACAUGGUUUGAUAAGUACUCGAAGGAGAAUGACAUUGCUGGCGACUUCCAUUAUGUCUCUGCCUUUGCUUACAGCCAGGAAUACUUGAGAGUCAUAUUCGGUAUGGAGUUCAAGAACACCCAAGUUGAAGCCAGUAUUGAUUUCAGUGCGAUGCAGAAAUACGAAAAACUUAUCAUGGUCCAAAAGUUUAAACAAAUUUACUACACCACCUGGGUGCACCUUCAAACGAAACCUUCAGACCUUUUUUCCUCUUCAGUGACCGCCGCAGAACUUAAAAAGAAGACCAACAGCAGCAGCCCACCAGUUCUUGUUGAAAGAGUAUCUUACGGAAGGGCGGCCUACGUCAAGCUGGAGACAUCCUCCACUGACAAGGAGGCCAAGGCUAUUCUUGCUACUAAAGCAUCAAAUUGGUUUAUCAAUUCGGAAGCUGAAAUUGAAAUCAAGCUGAAGGACCUUAAAAUGCAAGUGUUUGUUCUUGGAGGAAGCACUGAGACUAUUGAGGUGAUCAACGCACAGACCUUCAAGGAUGUCCACAAUGUUCUAGUAAAAAAAUUCUCUAAAGACAAUUCGGGAUUUCCUAUCCGCUACUCGGCCAACUUCAUCAAGGACAACAUCAGAACUGUCGUCCCGAUGAGCACAGACUACAUUAAGACUACUACAACUGUAUACUCUAAGGGAGUUCUCAGGAUCACCCACAAGGGAGGAUUCGUAAUGGAGUGGGCCAUCACAUGGAAGGAGGUGAACUACGACAAGAAUGGAAACAAGGUGUCAACUGAGGUCAGCUGGGACAAGAACUGGAAGUCUUUGGCUGCUCCUUUCAGCCAGGACAUUGAACUCCCAGGAAAUGCUCAAGACAUCAACGUGUUCGCCAGGGUAGCCACCGGCCUAGCCUGGGAGUGGUGGCGCACAGUCAUUGACAUGAAAGGCAUCCCUCUAAUCGGAGAAAGAUCAAUCACAGUCUGGGGCACAACUCUCCAUCCUGAGCAUUCUAUUUCUCCCAGUGCUUAA
Messenger RNA from Macrosteles quadrilineatus (aster leafhopper), 1461 nucleotides. Its product is annotated as tetanolysin-like. Lineage: Eukaryota; Metazoa; Arthropoda; Insecta; Hemiptera; Cicadellidae. The coding region runs from base 1 to 1461 and encodes 486 amino acids. The transcript has a single exon. The record is from RefSeq and is a predicted model, not a curated record. Gene Ontology annotation, molecular function: cholesterol binding.